CAUUCUCCAUCCACCAUCUCCUCUCUCUCUCUCUCCCCGCCGGAGUCAGUUGGAACAAAUCGAGCGAAAUACCCGUAAAAAUCCGGUCUUGGCGCGUUCCUCCGCUUCGAAUCCGAGGCGAUCUCGCCGCCGAGCCGCGUCCUAGGAUCUACUUUGUUUCCCCCAGCUCACAUCUUCUUGUCGUUGGUCGUCUCGGAGCACACGGGUUGGGUGUGACUGUUCAUCCGGCAUUCUGGUCGGGUCUUGGUGGCCGGGCGGAGCCGAGCGGCGUAGUUUGUCCGGUCUUCGGGAGAGAGGUCCUCCGCGGCUUGGUUCUGAUAGAUGGUGGCCAGGAUGAUGCGGUGGCCGCGCCCGCCGGCGGCGCGCAAGUUCCGCGUCCGGCUCGUCGUGCGCCGGGCGGAGGGGCUGCCGCCGCAAGCGGACCCCACGGAGCAGGAGCUGGAGGGGACCGCCGCGAAUCAGAUGGUCGCGGCGGAGGUGAGGUGGAAGGGGCCGAGGGCGUCCGGCCUGAGCUCGCUGCGGCGCGCGGUGCGGCGCAACCGCACCCGGGAGGAGGAGCUGGCCCCGGCCCCAGAUGCCGCGGCCGACGACGCCUGCGAGAUUAGAGGCGCGGUGGCGUGGGAGGAGGAGUUCGAGAGCGUCGUGACGCUCGCGGCCGCGUCGCACCGGGAGGCGGCGGCGUUCCAGCCGUGGGAGCUCGCCUUCACCGUCUUCACCGACAUGAACAAAGGCCCAAAGACUAAACCAACAAUUCUGGGGACUGCUUCCCUUAGCCUAGCUGAUUAUGCAGCAGCAGCGGAAGAGGACAUUGAGAUAAUCCUCCCGUUGUCUGUGCCAAGUGGUACACCUGAGUAUGCUCCAUCGCUUCAUCUCACUCUGAGUAUGGUGGAACUGAGAGCUCUUCAAGAAACCUCCGAUGCUUCGCAACGAUCUGCUGUUGCCACUCCGUUAUCUCCAUCGUCUUGUGAUUCUCUGCCUGGAGGAAAAGAUGAGGGCUCAGUCAUUAAAGCUGGGCUGAGGAAGGUGAAAAUCCUCAAGGAUAUGGUGUCGACUCGAAGGUCCAAGAAGACGUUCCAGAGCGAUGAAGGCAGUGAUGAUAAUUGCUAUGUUCACAGUGAUGGUGCUGAAUAUCCAUAUGGUACUGAGCCUGUGGAUGAAGAUCUGGAUGAUAGAACACAUGAAGAUGAAGUUGCAGAUCCAACCAUCAGGAAGUCAUUCAGUUAUGGCUCUCUGCAGUCUGUCAACCAUGUUGGUGGCCUAGUUCAUGCACAUGCAACGAUUGAUGGCGAUCAUGAGGACUGGGUCUAUUAUAGUCACCGAAAAUCUGAUGCCGGUUACCAUGUAGAGGAACCGCAGUCAUCAACUGCUGAGAAAACUGUGUUGCCUGCUGCCAAGCGGAGUAUCCUUCCUUGGAGAAAGAGGAAGCUGAGUUUGCGGUCAUUAAAGGCUAAAGGCGAACCUCUGUUGAAGAAAGCAAAUGGAGAAGAGGGAGGUGAUGAUAUUGACUUUGAUCGUCGGCUGCUAACACCUUCCAAUGGAUCAGAGGGUUCGAGUGAAAAUGGAUCAGUUAAUGGUAUGAUGUCAGAAUUCGGCGAUGACAAUUUUGUUGUGGGGAAUUGGGAAUCAAAGGAGGUGCUUAGCCGUGAUGGCCACAUGAAGCUUUCUUCCCAGGUUUUCUUUGCAUCGAUCGACCAGAGAAGUGAGCGAGCUGCUGGGGCUAGUGCAUGCACGGCACUUGUGGCAGUUAUCGCAGACUGGUUCCAAGCUAAUCAGGAUCUGAUGCCCAUCCAGUCGCAGUUUGAUAACCUGAUCCGUGAAGGAUCACUGGAGUGGAGAAACCUUUGCGAGAACAAGACAUACAGAGAGCUUUUUCCUGACAAGCAUUUCGAUCUUGAGACUGUCCUUCAUGCCAAGAUCCGCCCACUCACAGUCUCCCCCAGUAAGUCAUUUAUUGGAUUCUUCCUACCUGAAGGGGCUGAUGACAUGAGAGGGUUUGACUUCCUAAAUGGUGCAAUGUCCUUUGAUAACAUCUGGGAUGAGAUCAGUCAGGCAGCGGAGUUCUCAUCCAGUGAAAACCCUAACCUAUACAUAGUGAGCUGGAAUGACCACUUUUUUCUCCUCAAGGUUGAGCGUGAUGCAUAUUACAUCAUCGACACCCUUGGAGAAAGGUUCUAUGAAGGAUGCAACCAGGCAUACAUUUUGAAGUUUGACAACAACACCACGAUCCACAAUGUAUCUGGUGAAAAGAAAACAUCCAGCCCUGACUCUAGUGGACCUUUGAAGGAUUCUUCAGGGAGCUCCUCCCCUGGGCAGGACAGCGAAGAUGACAUUGAAGAGAACAUACUUGUUUCCAAGGGCAAGGAAUCAUGCAAAGAAUACAUCAAGAGUUUCUUGGCGGCCAUACCGAUCAGGGAGCUGCAGGGCGACAUCAGGAGAGGGCUGAUGGCAUCAACACCACUGCACCACCGCCUCCAGAUCGAGUUCCACUACACCCAAGCAUCCCCACAGGAGGCUUCCUCGCCCCCUCAAGCUCUCGCCAUUGAAGCCCCUUUUGAGUUCUCCUGGCCUGAUCCACCACCGGCCAUGGAAGUGGCCCUAACACAUGCGGUUGCUGUGGCAUAGCUUGCCAGUUGCCACUACGUUGGCUGAGACCUGACGACAUCCUGCUCGACAUCAACUUGAAGAGCUUCUUUUUUUCCUUGGGCCAGCGCAUAUGGAGGGAAACCUACUCAAAAGAAUUUGUUUCCAUUUUUGUUUGUGCUCAUCUAAUGUCUAAUAUGACCUGCUAGUAUAGAUGUCCCUCAAGGUAUCAGAGCAUUUUCCCUGCAUUUUGUACAAAGAGGCGAUUGCUCCUACCUAUCAUGUAUUAACCAACUGAUUUCUGUAAUCAUGUGUAACCUUGUACUACUAAUCAAUGAGUAAUGCCCUUAUGUUAAUUAA
Lolium rigidum is the source of this 2940-nucleotide messenger RNA. RefSeq lists its product as uncharacterized. Lineage: Eukaryota; Viridiplantae; Streptophyta; Magnoliopsida; Poales; Poaceae. The transcript is spliced from 4 exons. The coding region runs from base 322 to 2622 and encodes 766 amino acids. The record is from RefSeq and is a predicted model, not a curated record.